This is a messenger RNA of Paramecium sonneborni, 912 nucleotides long. The record is from the annotation of a GenBank genome assembly. Lineage: Eukaryota; Ciliophora; Oligohymenophorea; Peniculida; Parameciidae.
CUUAAUUAUUUAUGGAAGAAUAAACUUAAGAACGUUUAUCCUUAUUAUAAGAAAUCUUAGCCCUUGAUGAUGUCCCUAAAAUUAUCAAAAAGCUAAACAAAAAUGGAUUUUCUUGUUCUGAGCUAUUAUAAUAAUUAGUUGAGACCAACCAUAAUCAAGGAAUUUAAAUAUUACAAUCUUACUCAAAUAAUUUCACAGAAUUAAAAGGCAAAUCAUUUGUAGCCUUAAUCUUAUAUCUUUCCAUUCAAGAACCAAAUAUUGAAGCUAUCUUACAAGCAGAUAAAUUAUUAUAGUCCAAUUAAUAUGUUGGCAGCUUUAUAAAAUAUUAUGAAAAAGCUAUUACUGAUGAUAGUCCUUUUAGUCAACAAAUUGUAAAUCAUAUUAUCUAAAACAAAACCAAUGUCCCCAAUUUCAAUCUUGUCUAUGAUUAAUUGUUUCUAUUAAGCAAAUAAAAAAAACUCAAUAAUAUUUAAGAAUUUGAAAACCUCAUGAACACCUAAAAAGAUGUUGUUUUAAUCAUUGAUAAACCUAUUAUUAAAAUUUUCCCAUUAACUCCUAGAAUUAAAUCUGAAUAUUUACCAAAGCAUUUAUAAAUUAAGAAAACUCAAAAUGCUAUUUCCAAAUAAGAACAACUAAGAGAAAUGUAAAAAAAAAAAAUAAUGACUAAAAAGAAAUUAAUGAGAGAUUUAUAUAAAGAAUAAAAUUAAUUGCAUAAAAUCAAAAAAGAUAAAAUACUUCAUCAACUUGGUAAAUAAAAAGACGGAUAUAAAAAGUAUUAAUACUUAUACUACUUUUAGAGGAUUGAGAUUACUAGAAGAAUAAUAAAUGGAAUUAAAGAAACUCAAAACUAUGUAAUUAAAUAUUAAAAGACAUAAAAAGAAGUCUUCUAGAAAAGGGGGUAAUAAACAAUGA